AUGUCGCUGAAGAUUUGUAGGAUUUGCCUAAAUCCUACAGAUAUGGAUUGCCACAAAGAUGAUGGCGAGCAAUGGCCAAAGAAAGUUUGCAAAGACUGUAAACGCAAAACACUAGUCGCGUACGAACUUUACCAGCUUUGCAUGGCAAGUGGUGAACGCUUGCAACGGUUACUUAUGGAUAAAGGCGUGAAUUCGUUAGAUGAGGACGGACAUACGGAAAGUGGCGUAGCUGUGGAAAAAGAAUUCGUUCCUUGCGAAACGCUAGGUGAUUGUGUUUCGCAAUUCCCAAUAAAGGAGGAGGAAUCGGCAAGGGUUGAAGACAAAAUAGAUGUCAGUAAUUAUUUAUACCUUACUGUGGAAGAGGCACACCAAGCUAGUACAGCGGAACAGUAUCCGUGCCUGUACUGUGAGGGAGUAUGGUUUUCCUUACAAUCUCUCCUUGAUGAUCAUUUAAAGAAGCUGCACUUGAAUCAGGUUCACUAUUGCGCGCCUUGCAGUAGAGUUUUUUCCGAUAAAGACAAAUUUGAGUGCCAUCGAAAAUGUCACGCUUUGGGGCGGACUUUUUUCUGUACGAGCUGUGAAAAGGGUUUCCAAACUGCCGAAGGGCACAGGCUCCACGUGUUGUCGCACGACGACCCUUACCUGUGUUCGGAAUGCGGGAAAAAAUUUGAAACCAAAAGCAAUUUGAAGCAACAUGUGAAACGGCACUCCAAUGUGAAACCCUUUGUCUGCAAACUGUGUCCUUUGAAAUUCCACUCAAAAGGUGAACUACAAACGCAUCAGUACACACAUUCGAAAGUCAAACAAUUCAGUUGUGAUGUAUGCGGGGGACAGUUUACAAAAAAUUCUUCCUUGGUCAAGCACAAGCGAAUCCACACUGGUAUACGUCCAUUCAAUUGUGAUGCUUGUAGUCGAAGCUUCUACUCAGCGGAUCUUCUGAAGCGCCACAUGCUAACUCACACGGGAGAAAAGCCAUUUAAAUGCCGAUAUUGUGGACGUCAGUUCACCCAAAGCAAUGAUAUGGUGAAACAUACGCGGAUCCACAUUGGGGCCAACAUUUACCAGUGCGAUCGGUGUGAAGAUUCUUUCCGUUUACUCUCGGAACUACGAAAUCACUACAAGGUGCAUUACCAACAGAACGGUGAAAAGUGUAUCGGCUCUUCAACAGUGGUAGACGACCGGGAAAUUCGGUUCACCAGUACCGAUAUAUUGAAUCUACGAUACCUCAAGGAAGCGUCACAAAAGAAACCUGACGAAUAG
This is a messenger RNA of Anopheles bellator, 1260 nucleotides long. RefSeq names its product oocyte zinc finger protein XlCOF6.1-like. Gene Ontology annotation, cellular component: nucleus. The record is from RefSeq and is a predicted model, not a curated record. The transcript is spliced from 5 exons. Lineage: Eukaryota; Metazoa; Arthropoda; Insecta; Diptera; Culicidae. Gene Ontology annotation, molecular function: zinc ion binding. The coding region runs from base 1 to 1260 and encodes 419 amino acids.